This is a messenger RNA of Glossina fuscipes, 988 nucleotides long. RefSeq names its product peroxiredoxin-2. The transcript is spliced from 4 exons. Gene Ontology annotation, cellular component: mitochondrion; cytosol. The coding region runs from base 127 to 837 and encodes 236 amino acids. Lineage: Eukaryota; Metazoa; Arthropoda; Insecta; Diptera; Glossinidae. Gene Ontology annotation, molecular function: thioredoxin peroxidase activity. The record is from RefSeq and is a predicted model, not a curated record. Gene Ontology annotation, biological process: response to oxidative stress; cell redox homeostasis; cellular response to stress.
AGAAAAAGAAAAAAAAAAACCGGUCAAGAAAAAAUUAUAAAUCAAAUCUUAAUCGACUUAAUCAGUAAAUAAUUCCAUAACUUUAGCAAAUAGCUGUCGCAGCAAUUGAAAAACGUUGCCUAGAUCAUGUCUCUCUUGGCCAAAGCUUUGUUAAAAAAUUUACCACAAAUUGGCAAGCAAUUGUGUCAACAACAGCAAACACGACAAACACUAACACGUUUACUGCAUCAAACUACUCCUUUGCUCUCUGUUAAGAUCCAGCAGCCAGCACCGGAUUUCAAAGGUAUUGCUGUGGUGGGCAAGGAAUUUAAAGAAAUCCAAUUGUCAGAUUAUAAUGGCAAAUAUUUGGUAUUGUUUUUCUAUCCUCUAGAUUUCACUUUUGUAUGUCCUACAGAGAUUAUAUCUUUUAGCGAGCGUAUUAAGGAAUUUAAAGAGUUGAACGCCGAAGUUGUGGGGGUUUCAGUAGAUUCGCAUUUCAGCCAUUUAGUUUGGGCCAACGUUGAUCGCAAAGCCGGUGGCCUAGGCGGACUUGACUACCCUUUGCUCUCCGAUAUAACGAAACAAAUUAGCGAAAAGUAUGGUGUUCUAUUGGAAAGUCAAGGCAUUUCAUUACGUGGAACAUUCAUAAUUGAUCCUAAUGGUAAUGUCCGCCAGUACUCGAUCAAUGAUCUUCCAGUUGGACGUUCAGUCGAUGAAGUUCUGCGUCUGAUCAAGGCAUUCCAGUUUGUCGAUAAACAUGGCGAAGUAUGCCCAGCUAAUUGGAAUCCGAAAACAAAUCCCGAUACCAUAAAACCGGAUGUCAACAAAGCAAAAGAAUAUUUCAAUAAACAUGGUUAAGCCUUGGACUGCUACCAAACAUUCUCACUUAAAAACGGGGGAUUUGAGUUAUUUGUGUUUAUAUUUGGGGACUUUGAAUGUUAUAUUCUUUCUAUAUAAUGUCUAAUCAUGAUUCAAGUUGAAAUAAAUUGAAAACCCACGGAAUUAAAAA